Molecule: messenger RNA, 552 nt
Organism: Truncatella angustata
Lineage: Eukaryota; Fungi; Ascomycota; Sordariomycetes; Amphisphaeriales; Sporocadaceae
Exons: 2
Coding region: 1-552 (183 amino acids)
Source: RefSeq, a predicted model, not a curated record
AUGCAGCCCACCAUUAAGCUUUUCGCUAUUCUCUCUCUCCAGCUUGCCUCAGUAGCUCUGGCCGAGAACAAUGUCGAAUCCGACGACGUGCCACAAGCAUGCCGUAGCAACAACGACUGCCAGUCGGUGUUCACACUCUCCAGGAACUGUGACGAACAGACAGGAAACAACGACGGCUACGUGAACUGCGUCUGCAACUCGACCAACGCCCAAUUCAUCCUUAAUUCGUGCGCGGCCUGCGUCGACCAAAACGAGCGGGGUGAUGACCGCACUGAUAACGAUGUCACUGACCUCAUGAGGGACUGCGGAUGGACCUACAGUCAAACCUCGCAGACUUCCACCGCCGGCAGCGCCAGUACAAGAACAUCUUCCCCUGGGUCUUCUGUGACUCAGGUGACGACCAUCACCAGCUCAGGCACCACCAUCGUGAGCACCCAGACCACGGCCGCUGCGGCCACGACGACCUCGUCGCCCAAUGCUGGGGCUGUGCCGACUGCCAUGGCCGGUGGCGCGCUCGUAGGUGCUGCUGUUGCGGCUCUCGCUUGGAUGUAA